This is a messenger RNA of Sinocyclocheilus rhinocerous, 2367 nucleotides long. Its product is annotated as solute carrier family 2, facilitated glucose transporter member 3-like. Lineage: Eukaryota; Metazoa; Chordata; Actinopteri; Cypriniformes; Cyprinidae. Gene Ontology annotation, molecular function: D-glucose transmembrane transporter activity. Gene Ontology annotation, biological process: dehydroascorbic acid transport; response to insulin. The record is from RefSeq and is a predicted model, not a curated record. The transcript has 11 exons. Gene Ontology annotation, cellular component: basolateral plasma membrane; apical plasma membrane; plasma membrane. Bases 294 to 1931 code for a protein of 545 amino acids.
CUGCCGGUAUUCCGUCAAAGGGGAACGUGCGGUUGGUCGUGUAUUUGCUGCGUGUGACGAAUGAACGAAUACAUAAUUGCCGGAGCGAAUUUCUCCAGACUUCAGUGCCAGUGGGCCAACGGGAUACGUGCACACGCGAACGGGUGGUCACUCACGACGCACGAGAGAUACGUUUUUAAAAGCAAAAUAGUCACGAACAGCAUCGCAUCUCGGGCAUAAGAAGAUUGUGUGCCAAGUAACCUUAUCACUUUCACUCGGAAUCCAUCAAUCUUGGACGUUUCCACUCUGGCACCAUGGAGGGGGAGAAGAAGCAGGUGACAUGCUACCUCCUGUUUUCUUUAUCGACAGCUGUAAUUGGCUCCCUGCAGUUUGGCUACAACACAGGAGUCAUCAAUGCCCCGGAACAGAAACUGCGGGCGUUCUUUAAUGCCACAUGGAUGGAGCGUUACGGAGAGCCCAUCAAGCCGGGUGUGUGCACCGUUGUGUGGAGUUUUGCCGUGGCCAUCUUUAGCGUGGGUGGAAUGGUGGGAUCAUUCAGUGUCGGUGUCGUAGCCAACAAAUUUGGAAGACGUAAAUCUAUGAUCCUUGUGAAUAUCUUGGCUCUGAUUGGUGGGGGUCUCAUGGGACUGUGCACUGUCUGCUCCUCCUUUGAGAUGAUCAUUGCCGGUCGGCUGGUUAUUGGGCUGUUCUGUGGUCUCUUCACCGGUCUUACUCCAAUGUAUGUUGGGGAAGUGUCGCCCACUCCCCUCCGCGGGGCCUUUGGGACCCUGCACCAGCUUGGUGUCGUGGUGGGCAUCUUAAUCGCACAGAUUUUGGGUCUGGAGUAUCUGCUGGGUUCAGAUAAGCUUUGGCCUGUGCUUCUGGCUUUAACCGUGGUACCUGCUGUCCUGCAGUGUAUACUGCUUCCGUUCUGUCCAGAGAGCCCUCGAUACCUGCUCAUUAACCUCAAUGAGGAAGAACAGGCCCGUAAAGCGUUGGUGCGUCUACGUGGUUACGAGGAUGUGGGGAAGGACAUGCAGGAGAUGAAGGAGGAGAGUGCGAAGAUGGCCAUGGAGAAGAAGGUGACCAUCCCAGAGCUCUUCCGCACCGCUGCUUACCGCCAGCCUCUGCUCAUCGCUAUCAUGCUGCAGCUGUCCCAGCAGCUGUCUGGCAUCAACGCUGUUUUUUAUUACUCAACUGGUAUUUUUGAGUCAGCUGGAGUGAAUCAGCCCAUUUAUGCCACCAUUGGAGCUGGAGUCGUCAAUACUGUCUUUACUGUAGUAUCUCUUUUCUUGGUGGAGAGGGCAGGAAGAAGAACUUUGCACCUUAUUGGUUUGGGUGGAAUGGCUGUCAGCGCCUUGGCCAUGACCAUUGCUCUCUUAUUGAAGGACAUUGAGGCUCUUCGCUACCUCAGCAUUGCUGCAGUCUUUGCCUUUGUGGCCAUGUUUGAGAUGGGCCCUGGACCCAUUCCCUGGUUCAUAGUGGCUGAACUGUUCUCCCAGGGGCCACGUCCUGCCGCCAUGGCCGUUGCAGGAUGCUCCAACUGGACAGCCAACUUCCUUGUGGGAAUCAGCUUCCCUAAACUGGAGGAGCUGUGCGGGCCAUAUGUCUUCAUUAUAUUUAUGAUCUUCCUCAUCUUCUUCUUCAUCUUCACGUACUUCAAAGUACCGGAGACCAAAGGGCGAACUUUCGAUGACAUCGCCCGUGGUUUUAGCGGGGCUCCGCCUCCGGCUGCCACCUCUGUGGAGGAGCCCGGCAGAGUCGCACUUCCUGCCUCUCCGGUCAAAGAAAAGGUCCCAUUGGUGGAAGCUUCCAAAUCUUCCUCGGAACAGGGUGCAAGCUCAUCUGAGAAAGCUGCGGCAGAUGCCACAAAGGUGGAGGACAAACCGAGCUCAGUUACCCAGCCACUGGUGGAUUCUAGUAAAGAGGAGAAAUCUAAUUCCACCAUCUAAGAAACGGUGUAACUAUAUAUAGCUUAAUAUGAUUAAAGCCAUGACACUGAAGAUAGAAAUAAAAUACUAGAGAUUUAUUUACUGGAAAGAGAUUGUUUAGGGUAAACAGAUUAUGAAAGGAACCACAGUGGAGAGUCACAGAUCUCCUAGACAUAUUUUGAAAGGAUACGAGAGCUCAUAGUACAUGAGCUUUAUUUUAUUGUGUAGUUUGACAACUGAUGGAUUGGUGCAAUAUUGAUUCAUGUUUUAAGAGUUAUAUCCUUUUAUUGCUCAUUCCUGUUUGUGCAUUUUUAGUGCAGUUUUAAUGUGAAUUAACAAAUUGGACAUAGUUUCCUUUAUCAACUCAAACAGAAAAAGGGAAUUUUAACAUUUGGCCUUCAUCGUUCUCGCCAUUUUCAACUGUCAAACCUCUUUUUUUUUUUUUUUUUGCUUUUAG